CUGCUCAGAGGAGGAGUUGGAGGCGCUGCUGCAAAACCUGGAGCUUGCCACUAAGAGGUGUGUGUCUGGUGUCUUCAGUACGACCCCAAUCAGCAUGAGGACAGCGAUGGUGAUACUUGGAAUGGUGAUGGUGGUAAUGGUGGUGAUGGUGAUCAGUUCUGAAAGGACAGAUGCCUGCCGUGAUGGCCAGCAAGUCAGGGUGAAUGAGAAGAGAACCAUUCUCAACUGUUCACUGUCACUGAGCUCUGGAGACCAUUUGGUCAAAAUUGAAUGGAGAAGAGACAAUGUUGUUAUAUUUUACUAUAGCAACACGAUCAAUCAUCAACUGGAAGCAUCUGAAGGAUAUACGUUCUUUGGGAACAUACAGAGUGGAGACGCCUCUCUGGCUAUCGAAUAUGUUUACGCCGUUAAAUUCAGAUCAUUCUCCUGUAAGCUGAUCACGUGGAGAGAGCUACGUAUCGACAACGCCUUUUGUUUAAUAAGUGGCUCAGGGGGGACACGUCAUCCUACAACUGCUCUUACUGCCAACCCAUCAAAACAAAAUGACGUGGGUGGCACUUCAUCUCCCCGUGUGUCGAUCGGAGGUGGCAAAGUCUACAUGGAAGAUUGGGUGUGGAUGGUGAUAGCGGCCGUGGGCUUCGUAGUCCUCGUCAUCAUCAUUGCACUCCUCGCCGUGUGGACCUACCGCAGGAAUCAGCAGCGGAUCAUCGAGCGCUACAACAACAGGAGGACGAGUGAGCUGCAGGAAUCAAUGUCCUACAUUAACAUCAAGGACGUUCCUGAAGAAUUUCUUUACGAAAACUAAAGAUGUUCCAUGCGGUGACAAUGCAGGCAUCAGUGUGCUCCUGCAUUGUCCAUUCUCUAUCUACUGCUGGGUGAAGGAACAACAACAACAAUGGAUUUGACACGUGAGGCACGAUAUGGCGAUACGACUGUGGUACAGCGUGCGAUGUAAGACGGUCGAUAACGGUCGUACCAUCAGCUUUGCGCAAGAUCGUCGUAUAGCGAUAAUUGUUGCAAAUUUAAUUCGUAAAUAAGAUGACAUUUUACUUCCUAACAUUACAUUUCUGAAAUAACAAUGAUUAACGCGUCACAUUUAUAAUUAAACAUGCUUAAAAAGUAAAUGGGCUUUUCUGUUUCUGGCAAGAAUACAGGAGGUGGUAAGAUGUUUAAACACCAAAGAGAUACAUAUUGCAAGGCAUCAAGUCUGCAUUAACCACACAUACUUGCGAUAACACAUGCAAAAAACAUGCUUUAAUAAUAAUUAAUGCAUUGUCGUUGAAACUGAUUGGCCUGCUCCAGAGACAGCCACCUUCACAGCUUUGUCUGACCAGUAUUAGACUCGAGAACGCCAAAAGGUGAACAGCACAAAGGCAAUGUAAAUAUCAAAGCAUUAAUAGCUCUGGUUGAGCAGUUAAAUCUACGGGGCCCUUUUUGCUGGCAUCAAAAUUAUAUAAUUAAUAACUUUUGUUGGUCAUACUUCAAUGCAGUCAUGCACAGGCACAAUGAACAAAACAACAAUGGUGUGCUAUUAUGAGAAAGCACCAUUGUUCGAAACGUGUCCCAUUCUAUUGAUUUUUAUUUUACGGCAGUGUUGUUGAUGAGUGUUUCUUGUGCGCGUUAAUUAUAAUUAAAGUUGGUCGUAAAAAAUAUUCUCGAUACAGUUUUCUUUGUUGGGUUAGAUCACGUAAAUGUGUUGUAAAUCCACCUCCACCCGACACAGCCAGUUAGUAAGGUCUGUCACACGUCAACAGACUAUGACCAUGUUUAACAAUUUUAAAUUGUGGUUUUGCUCUCUAACAAAUCCAUUAUUGUUUUCUGAAGUUGUAACAUACCAGGAACGUUCUGUUCACGUGACAAACUUUACUGAUUGGCUGUGUCGAGUGGAGGUAGCUUUGCAACAUAUUUACGUGAUCUAACCCACGACAAAAACACUUUAUCGUGAAUAAUAUUUGUCACGAAAGCCUACUUGUUAGAUUUUUAUACACCUUAAAUUAGGGCUUUUGGUAAAACGUCAUGUUUCUUCUGAGGGCCAGUGGUGGCAAUUAUGACGCCAUCGUUUGACCGUGUGCGAGGUCUGUGAGUAGCGGUGCGGAUCUUGAACAAGUUACGGUGAGGGAGAAUCAUGGCUGGCAAAAAUGUCGAGAAAUAUACGGUCUAAGGUUUAGACUCUAAGCGAUCUUUAUUCAUACCGGAAGCACGGACAAUCUCAGCAACAAUACGAUAACUUGCCGAACUCCUCUGAUAUAAAAAAAAUCACGCGUCAAAGCUGCUGAAUGGUGCUGAUGAGGUAUUAUUCCCAGUGAGGAGCUCGCAUCUGUCUCCAAUUCCAAAUGGCUCACAUGGCGGAGCCUAAACAGACUGAGAGUGGUUUUUGACAGAUGCAACUCUCUCAUGAAAUCAUGGCGGGGUAUUCUGCACAACUGACCAAUUUGCUUGUCACAAGAAACAAACCACAGAUCAUCUCCUGCGAUGUUCUGCAACAGCCCAAUGUACUCCUGAAGAUUUGUCAAUGCCACACCAGAAGUGGUGGCCUGUGCAGAACAUUGGGGAAAAACAACAUAGGUUGGACGGAAGACACAAUGAAGAAGACUUGACAAACGCAAGGGGUGCCACAAUGGCUUGGAGAUGUUAAAUCCCUCGCCUGAUGUGCAGAAGGUCGUGGGUUCGAUCCUAACCCUGACGAUGCCUAUUGUAUAUUUGGAGGCUGUGUGUGUCUCUCUCUCCCCGUGGUGGUCGCGUGCAUUUUUCUCCACAUUUAGAAACAUGUGUUUAGAGUAGUUGCCUGCUAUAUCGUUGAGCUAUCAUUUGUGGUCAUGUCGCUUCUGAAUAGGAGUGCUAUAACUCAGUGGGCUUUACCUGGUGAAAUAAAAAAUAGUUUCCUUCAUUUUAAUCACAUAGUUAAUGGAAAACUGAUAUCGCGUUAAUUGCCACACAGUGACAUGUAUUAACAUAUCGUAUCGUAUGAACAAUGACAUCAUUGCAAUCAUUGUUUAUUAGCAGUUCUACGUAAUUAAGAACAAAACACGAGUAUCUGAUUAUCCUCGUAUUUAACAAUUCACUGUGUAACAAAAAAAAUGUGUUCCUGGGUAGUGUUGUUAUCUUAUUGCU
Lethenteron reissneri (Far Eastern brook lamprey) is the source of this 3111-nucleotide messenger RNA. RefSeq lists its product as uncharacterized. The record is from RefSeq and is a predicted model, not a curated record. NCBI's taxonomy places the organism in Eukaryota, Metazoa, Chordata, Hyperoartia, Petromyzontiformes, Petromyzontidae.